AUGCCCGAUACAAGUGAGACUACAGGGCUCUUGUCAGUUACCCUGGCACGAUCGAAUGAAGUGAGUGAAGAGGAAUUCAUCAACUAUGUCCAACAGAGAAGAGCAUCCAUCGCGUCUGUGGGCACAGACCACAUUCCGCCUCACUUUGCUUUGUCGGCGAAGCGGUCGAGAAACUCCGUCGACGAUACACUUUCUGCAGCCAGAUCGAACAUUUCGGUGGCCAAUUCCAGCAUCAAUGCGAUUUUAUCCCACAACUCAGAAGUGCUCUUAGGAGAACCAAAGACCAGCCUCUACACAGAAACAAAAGUGUUGUUGGAGUAUUCUGUGCCAUUGGUAAUCACUUUCUUAUUGCAGUACUCUCUUACUGUGGCCUCCGUCUUUUCCGUUGGGCGCUUGGGCUCCAAGGAGCUUGGUGCCGUCUCCUUGUCCUCCAUGACAGCCAAUAUCAGCGGAUAUGCCAUUGUGCAAGGUGUUUCCACCUGCUUGGACACUUUAUGUGCCCAGGCAUUUGGCCGUAAGGAUUACACAACCGUGGGCUUGUAUUUUGUCCGUUGUACGUACUUGCUUGCACUCUUGUACAUUCCAAUUUUCAUCUUGUGGGUCUUCUGUUCCAAGUCAAUCCUCGUCUUCUUGGUUGGCGAGUCGCAAAAGGAAUUAGCUGAGUUGGCGGCAACAUAUUUGCAGAUCUUGGCUCUUGGCUUGCCAGGAUUCAUCUUGUUCGAAAACUUGAAGCACUUCUUACAAGCUCAAGGCAUCUUUCAUGCUUCAACAUACGUUUUGCUUGUCUGUGCACCAUUGAACGCUUUAUUAAACUACCUCUUAGUUUGGAAUAAGCACAUUGGUCUUGGUUUUAUCGGGGCUCCUUUGUCUGUGGUCAUUUCGGACUGGUUAAUGUGCUUUUUCCUCCUUUGGUACGCGUUGUAUGUGGAUGGAUAUCGGUGCUUGCCUCGCUUGCUGUUGUUCGACAGACGCUACUUUCAGAACUGGAGAAAAAUGACAGACUUGUCUGUUCCAGGGGUUUUGAUGGUGGAAGCAGAGUGGCUAGCAUUUGAAAUCAUUACUUUUACUGCAUCCACUUUUGGAACGGACGUUUUGGCAGCACAAUCCAUCGUUUCUACAACGUGUGUUUUACUUUACCAGGUAUCAUUUGCCAUCUCGAUUGCUGCCUCAACAAGGAUUGCGUGGUAUGUUGGCGCUGCUUCAAAAAAGGCAUUGUUGAUCGCCACGAAAGCUUCCAUAUACACAGCAGCUGUCUUUGGAUGCCUCAACGCAAUCAUUCUUUUCUCAUUGAGAGAUUUCUUUGCUUCAUUGUACACCAAUGACCCCAAUGUAUUGCACAUUGCAUCGCAGGUGUUGAUUGUUGGUGCCCUUUACCAAAUUAAUGAUUUUUUGGCUUGCACCACAGGAGGCAUUUUGCGGGGCCAAGGUAGACAAAAAAUCGGUGGUUACCUUAACUUGAUAUCCUACUACCUUAUUGCCCUUCCGUGUGCAUUUGUUUUUGCCUUUUACUUUGACUUAAAGUUGGUAGGUUUGUGGAUGGGCAUGGUGAUUGCGCUCCUCUUUAUCUCUGUGGCUCAGGUAUAUUUUGUUAUUUUUUCUGACUGGGACAAAAUCAUACGCCUGUGCAUCAAUGAGGGCGUUCUUGAGGAGGGAAACGUGCACAUUGAUGCACACUCUGUCCUCCCAGCGAUGCUGUCAAGCAACAUUGUUUAG
This is a messenger RNA of Clavispora lusitaniae ATCC 42720, 1713 nucleotides long. RefSeq lists its product as uncharacterized. Gene Ontology annotation, biological process: xenobiotic detoxification by transmembrane export across the plasma membrane. The record is from RefSeq and is a predicted model, not a curated record. Gene Ontology annotation, cellular component: membrane. Lineage: Eukaryota; Fungi; Ascomycota; Pichiomycetes; Serinales; Metschnikowiaceae. Gene Ontology annotation, molecular function: antiporter activity; xenobiotic transmembrane transporter activity.